This is a messenger RNA of Williopsis jadinii, 1305 nucleotides long. RefSeq names its product Arp9p (gene ARP9). The transcript is spliced from 2 exons. Lineage: Eukaryota; Fungi; Ascomycota; Saccharomycetes; Phaffomycetales; Wickerhamomycetaceae. Bases 1 to 1305 code for a protein of 434 amino acids. The record is from RefSeq and is a predicted model, not a curated record.
AUGGCUCCAUUUAACGAGAAUUCUUACUUGAUCAUUUCCCCUGGUUCCAAUACCACAUUGGUUCAGUUUGGCCUUGGUGAGUCCUACUCUCCACCAGAUAUUGAGGUUCCUACGGUAGUGUACGCACAUCCUACGCUGCCAAAUGCCUUUGUAUCGAAGGGCGAUGCCGGUAGUGCAAAGAUCCACCCGAUUAUAAAGGGCGAGAUCGUCAACCUGGCGGCUUUUAACUACUUCAUCAAGUUGUUGUACAGAUCUGCGCUCAAGACCCGACCAGAGGUCGUUAACGUUCCAAUGGUUCUUAUUGCAUCCUCACAGUGGUCUAAAAUCGACCAAGAACGUAUAACACAGUAUGUUUUUGAAGAGAUUGGGAUUUCUGCGUUCACCAUUCUCCCUGCUGCUCUUGGUACUAUUUAUGCCUAUGGCGGGUUGCCAACUGCGUUGGUUAUUGACAUUGGCGCUGAGAAGACUGAGAUCGUUCCAGUAGUGGACUAUUCUGUAUUGAACAGUGCAAAGUCUGUGAUUCCAUUUGGUGGUGAUCACAUAAAUGAGACUUUAAAACACCUGUUACCUAAUCUGUCUGCUCAACAGAUUGAGUCCCUGAAGAGAAGUGAUAUCUACGAAGCAUUAAGUGAUGAGGAUAAGAAGAAGUCAUUCUUCGGAAUCGAUGCAUUGGAUAAAGAUAAAGAUGAUGAAUUUGACGUUGCUGCUAUUGUCACUUCAGGGAGAACCAGGGAGAUCUUGGAAGAACGUGAAAAGCAAGAUAAGGAGAAAACACCAAACUCCCAAUUGGAAAACAACACGUUCAUAGACGAAUCAGGUGAAACGAUAACUGUUGGGAAAGAGAGAUUCAAAGGAACUGAAGAUUUAAUCCAAAAAAUAUCACAUGGUGUAUCCGAAUCGUUGAAGAGAAUCUUGGAUCUUCAUAAACGUCAAGAUGCCUGGGAUCACAUACUAGUCACUGGAAGAACUUCCAGAAUUGUUGGUUUCCUCGAAGCAUUGAAUACUCAACUGGUUGAUGACCACCUAGUGGGUAAAGAUUUACACCAAUCAUCCGCAGCACAGGCAGCUUUCCAAUCGACUGUCAACAGUAAUGUUCAAAUUUCACAAGUCCCAAACUCUAUAAGACUGGGUAAAAUGCCUGAGUACUUCCCUGAGUGGAAGAAGAUUGGCUAUUCAGAUGUUCAAUUUCUCGGGGCUGAGAUCUUUGCCAAACAGAUAUUUUCAAGUGGUAAUGAAAGCAUGUACGUGACACAAUCUGUAUAUGCCCAAAAUGGUCCAAUGGCGCUAUGGGACUUGGCGAUUUAA